Daktulosphaira vitifoliae (grape phylloxera) is the source of this 1275-nucleotide messenger RNA. RefSeq lists its product as uncharacterized. NCBI's taxonomy places the organism in Eukaryota, Metazoa, Arthropoda, Insecta, Hemiptera, Phylloxeridae. Bases 56 to 1231 code for a protein of 391 amino acids. The record is from RefSeq and is a predicted model, not a curated record. The transcript has 9 exons.
AGUUUUAUGAUAUAAGUUGAUCAUUAUACAGUUUGAAUAUUACUUUUCUUAAGAUAUGAUUUACAAAAUAUAUUCUCUUGUUUUAAUUCUUGUAAUUAAUUUUUAUUUUGGUGAUGUCUUUGGAAACACAAUUUUAAUUGGCCAAGAACCUGCCAUACAUAUUAUAAAUAUGAAAGAGAAAACGAUUUUUAAUUAUGACGCUAAAAUGAUUACUAAGUCUGGUUGUUUAAAAUCUUCAACAGUUCUACAGUGUGGACCUUUAGCGAUCGAUUUUGUAAAUAAGAAAAAAGUUUUUGCAGAAAUUUUUUUGAAUUAUAAAGAACAAGUUGUUGAAAAUCCAAAAAUCAUGAUAAAUCUUAAAAUCACUUUCACAGAAAAAUACAUUACUUUAAGUCCCAAAAUAACUUCUAAAAAUUUUUCAUACGACGAAGUUGGAAUUCAACAAUUGCAGGAAUCUAUUCAAAUUUUAAACAAUAAAAUUCAAUUCAAAGUUAUUAAAAUCUUUGAGAGUAAUCUUUCUAGUAAUAGAGCUUUAGCUCAUUCUAGGGUUUAUGAUAAUCAUUUAAAAAUAAAACUAGAUAUGAUAAAAAAUUUGUCUUCAUGGAAAUAUGUCAAAGAGGAGAAAGUUCUCAUUACUUGUUCUUCUACUUUUACUCUAUCUAAUAUAACACUUGAAGAUUUCAUCAAUAACUCAACUAUGUAUAAAAAAAAUGUUGCAUCUACUAUCGAUGAAGCAGAAAAAAUUAUGGAUGAUCGAACUUUUAAGUAUGCGUGUUUACUAGUCGUAUAUACCUAUAUGACACUAAAACUUGAUAAUGAUGAAGCAAUAAAUUGGGUAUCAUUUAAAAAUGUUUGUACACAAUUGAGAAAUGCACAAAUUAAAUCGAAAUACAUCAAUAACAUACUUUUUGACCUACGUGUUGAUUUUGAUGUAUUAAAACCUAAUGAACCACAAUUAUGUCAGAAAAUUAUCGAAUGCUUGAUGGAUAAAUACUUAAUAUUAUUCAAAAUAAGUUUAGAAAAUACAGUCCUAUUACCACAAGAUUUAUUUACAAAAGCAUAUCAUGAUUUUCUCAAACCUCCAGAAAACAACGACAUCUCAUACGAUUUUACAACAGAAUUAUUUGUCAUAAAGAAAAAAUUGAAGACAAUUGUUAGAUUAAUUACCACAGAAUACAGUUCAUUUUUGUCAAAAGAUUAUAAAGAGAUUUUAAAUGAUUCUUACUCAUGAUUCUAUCAUCAUGUAAAACUUAUGUAAUCGAAAAAUAAAAUAAA